This is a messenger RNA of Daldinia vernicosa, 1703 nucleotides long. Its product is annotated as DUF1692-domain-containing protein. Gene Ontology annotation, biological process: retrograde vesicle-mediated transport, Golgi to endoplasmic reticulum; endoplasmic reticulum to Golgi vesicle-mediated transport. The record is from RefSeq and is a predicted model, not a curated record. NCBI's taxonomy places the organism in Eukaryota, Fungi, Ascomycota, Sordariomycetes, Xylariales, Hypoxylaceae. Bases 280 to 1590 code for a protein of 436 amino acids. Gene Ontology annotation, cellular component: COPII-coated ER to Golgi transport vesicle; endoplasmic reticulum membrane; endoplasmic reticulum. The transcript has 4 exons.
GGUGAAGGUGGCCUUUCGAUUUACAUAUACACGUAUCUUAAUACACGUAUCUCAAGUUUGCAUCUAUCCUAGCUUCUUGAUCGUCCAUUCUUUACUCCACGUUGAGCUCGGGUAUUCCAAUGCGGCGUCUACGGUGAUUUUAUACGAUUCUCUCUAUUGGUUCUGGUUUUACCUUGCCAUUGACUUUUCCUACCGCCUACCUACCUACAUAACGGAGGUAUUAAAAAGAAAAAAAGAAAAAAAAAAACCAGUUGAUCUGACCUGCGCAACCUAUCCGACAUGCCUCCGAAAUCGAGAUUCACAAGGCUAGAUGCCUUUACCAAGACCGUCGAGGAUGCGCGCAUACGAACUACCUCGGGCGGAAUCGUCACUAUCGUAUCCCUGAUCAUCGUUUUCUAUCUUGCCUGGGGGGAAUGGUCCGACUAUAGGAGGAUAGUUAUCCACCCCGAACUUAUCGUCGACAAAGGCAGAGGAGAGCGCAUGGAAAUUCAUAUGAACAUCACUUUCCCUAGGCUGCCUUGCGAGCUCCUAACCCUUGACGUGAUGGAUGUCUCUGGUGAGCAACAGCAUGGUGUUUUACAUGGUGUGAAGAAAGUCAGACUGCAACCAAUUACACAAGGCGGCGGCGUUAUCGAUGUGACUGCUUUAUCUCUCCAUGGCAAGGAAGAAACCGCCGAGCAUCUAGAUCCUAACUACUGCGGGCCCUGCUAUGGCGCCCCGGCUCCCGCCAACGCCGCGAAACCCGGCUGCUGUAAUACCUGUGACGAGGUUCGGGACGCGUACCAGCAGGCGUCUUGGGCUUUUGGUAGGGGUGAAGGUGUCGAGCAAUGCUUGCGGGAACACUACGCCGAGAGGUUGGACGAGCAGAGGCACGAGGGGUGCCGGAUUGAGGGCGCGAUUCGCGUCAACAAGGUUAUUGGCAACUUUCACUUUGCGCCAGGUCGAAGUUUCAGCAGCGGCAACAUGCACGUUCACGAUUUGAAGAACUACUGGGAUAGCCCGGUUCGUCACUCAUUUGAGCACGAGAUCCACCAACUACGCUUCGGACCUCAGCUCCCUGAAGAUAUCACGCGGAAGCAUGCCAAGAACAGCCCUUGGACUAACCACCACAUCAACCCUCUUGACCAAGUCAAGCAGACCACCGAGGAUCCCGCUUUCAACUUCAUGUACUUUGUCAAAGUUGUCCCUACUGCGUAUCUUCCCCUAAGCUGGUCGACGGCGAACGGACAUAACAGACAACUUGACGAGGAGACAUGGUUGGGAGGCCUGGGCCACGCAACUGAUGGCAGCAUGGAGACUCACCAGUACUCGGUCACAAGCCACAAGCGAAGCUUGGCUGGCGGUGAUGACGCAGCUGAGGGUCACCAAGAACGGAUGCACGCGAGAGGUGGUAUCCCAGGUGUAUUCUUUUCCUACGACAUCUCCCCGAUGAAAGUGAUUAACCGUGAGGAACGUGCUAAAACUUUCACCGGCUUUCUAACAGGUCUAUGCGCUGUGAUCGGUGGUACGCUGACAGUAGCUGCGGCGGUUGAUAGGGGUGUAUACGAAGGUGCGACGAGGCUGAAGAAGCUUCAAUCAAAAAAUCUUUAGAGGUGUUACUGGGUAUUAUUUCAAGUGUAAAUUAAACGCCUGGCCAAGAUAGGUUCUUUUGCUUGUUUCCAUAACGCAUAGGAAAAUGGAGUUGCCGGUUAGAUAUUUGGAAA